AUGCGAUCUUCCGUUCUCGCCCUCGCGCUCCCGCUUGUCGCGGCACUGCCCAGUUUCCAUCCCACCAUUGGCCCAGCUGCCGGCGGCGGCUUGGAGAAGCGAUGGAAAUUGAAUAGGGAGAAGGCCUCGAAUACUGAGGUCACUCCGGCCGAUGUGGCGAUGUAUAGGAAAAUGGGGUGGACUGAAGCGCAAAUCCUGCAGCUUGAUCCCGAAGCCCCAGUGGGAACGCAAUUGGAACGCCCGACUCAGGCCCCCUCUCUACCUCAGACGCUGGGCGGCGACUCGCGUAACCGAGAUCCUGGCGAUUUAGUUACCAACCGUGUGGGUGGCGGGGACCUGGACAACCAGAACAACAACGCUUGGCCACCCCUCCAGAUCACUCAACCCAAAGUUGAAGAGGUUGACAACACCAGGUCGCGGGAUGGGACCGCCGGUGGCGAGGACGCUGCUAGCACUCCUAGUACGACUGGCCAAGGUGACAACUGGCUGGACAUUGCCAACGAGAUUCGCCAAUCUUUACCAAUCUCGCGGCAAGCACCAAAGAAAUUAUCUCUUCUUGAGGCAGACCCUGAGUUAGAAGCCGCCGCUAAAGAGAGAAGCGCGGAAAGCGUUGGGAAGAAUAAAGAACAACUGACCCAUACUCCCCAGGGAAAACUGCGAGGGUCCGAGGUAAUGCAUUUUGGCCAGGUUAGCGAGUUCAGGGAAGUCUUUUGGGGCUUUCUCUGCGAGAUGCCCGGUGAGCUUGGAAUCCAGGAACAAUGCAAGAGUGUCAAGAACACAAGAUCCGACGGUGAGAAAGGUCACGCCAAAGCCGUUACCGAAGGCAGCUUUUCUCGAAUCGGAUGUGGCCACGCACCGUCUGAUUAUAACGGUGGUCAAUGGACCUGCCAGUUGAAGUAG
Hirsutella rhossiliensis is the source of this 900-nucleotide messenger RNA. Its product is annotated as cysteine-rich secretory protein family domain-containing protein. The transcript has a single exon. Lineage: Eukaryota; Fungi; Ascomycota; Sordariomycetes; Hypocreales; Ophiocordycipitaceae. The record is from RefSeq and is a predicted model, not a curated record. The coding region runs from base 1 to 900 and encodes 299 amino acids.